ACCACCACCACUACUACACCCACCACCACCACCACUACCACACCCACAACCACCAUUACAUCCACCACCACCACACCCACUACACCAGUCCCUCCAUUGCAAGCAAACGUGACUGGCACCUGCCAAGUGACUGUAAACGAAUUUUACUUCAACGUUACGAGCCCCAACUAUCCUGCCGACCAUCCGCCAUGUCCCUACUGCCUCAUCAAGUUCUCAUCGCUGGAGCCCAAAUACCUCCGCGUGAUGCCCGAGACUCCAGACAUCGGCUGGUUUGAUUGGAUGACUGUCAGCGGAGUCUACAAACAGAAGCAGCAAAUUACUGGCGACAGCAGCUACAAAGAAAUUUACUUCCCAAGUGCCGAUGUGACUUUUAAGUACAAAGCCUUCUGGCUGUUCAACAAACGCUCAUUUUCAGUCUUCUUUGAGGUCUACUCCAAUGACUGCUACAAGAUCAUAAAUUUGCAAAAGGGAAGUGUUGGUAAGCUGACGCUGCCUGGUGACUUCGGCGCGCGCCCCUUUUGCGAGUGGUGGUUGAGGGCACCAAAAGGAAUGAAAGUCGAAGUUUAUGUUGAGGAAUUCUCUGCCGGCAAUAAGGACUGCAACAAAGCCUACGCCCUCAUCAAUUCCAAUGGUUCAAGCUAUGACAGUUCCAACACUCGCCGACUGUGCGGAACAGAAACCAUCAGAAAUACAUCGGUACUCAACGAAAUGAACGUUCUUUUUAACGGCAAAUACAGCGCCCGACCUCGGUUCACUGCUUCCUACAAGGUGCUUUGAGGAGCUGAUUCAAAACAACCUCUAUUAUAUCAGAGCUAAAAUAAAUAUAUUGUCCGUAAUCAGAACGUUAGAAGAAUUUUAAAAAGAAUUUCAACGAAACUUACAUUGGACACUGAAAAAACCUUCAAUUACUUGCUAAGAGGAAUAAUUCGAGGGUUUGCUUAUGGCUUGCUUAGUGAUUUGCUUAGUGGUACAGCGCUUAAUUUCCUGAAGCUUCAGCAAAGAAUAAAUUGCUUACUGAAAAUUUA
Molecule: messenger RNA, 1025 nt
Organism: Hyalella azteca
Lineage: Eukaryota; Metazoa; Arthropoda; Malacostraca; Amphipoda; Hyalellidae
Source: RefSeq, a predicted model, not a curated record